GCUGCACUUGCAACUUUUCAUUGUUUGAAACGCAAUUAAUAUUUAAUUCGAGUAAUGAAUUUUAGCCAACGCCAACCAGAAUGGCACACAAUACCAGCAGUGGCACUAAAUCACAUCUUCGACUACCUGGAUCCCCCCGAUCGAAAAUCGGCAGCGAGUGUUUGUUAUUCCUGGAGACUUUCAUUUUUUCAAAAACGCUACUUUAGAAACUUUCGCUUUCAAUUGGAUGUAGGCCAUGAUGAUCAAUUGGCCUUCUUCUAUCGCUCCAUGGCCCAUUUGGCCAGGGAACUGAUUAUCGUCUUCGACUUUCGAAAUGCAUUUCACAUCCAGAAAAUGCGACGACUUCUGCACAAAGUGGCACGCUGUGAUAACAUCCAGAAAUUGCGUUUCCAAACCCACAAUGUGGGCCUCGUUGCCAUCGGCAGUAUGCACAGCGAGCACUCGGUGGCCAUUGAACAAUGCUUCGUGGAGCCGCUGAAGCUGUUCCUCAACCGCAAACGUCAGUCCUGCCAGCUGCUGGACCUUGGGGCUAUUGAGGCCCUUUCAUACUAUGGCCACGACUUCCUAAAGGCCAUUGUCAAGCCCCAGGAGUUGCUGCAAUUGACGCUGGCCAGCAUCAAGUAUGAUCCUAGUCACUAUCCCAUCCUCACGCUGGACGCAACGCUGCUUCAGAAGUGCGCAGCCCUGCAAGUGCUAUCCCUCGACUACGAUUCCCUAUCCGACGAACUGUUGCACACCAUUCAGGUGCUGCCGCUGCGCAAGCUGCUCAUCGCGGUGCACGGUCUGGACAGCGAGGAGCAUCCUGAUGUGUCGGAGACAGCCUGGUCCAAUUUUUCGGACCAUUUUUCAAGCAUUGAGCUGGUGCUGACCCUGGUGUAUGCCUACGAAGCCAUCGAGCUGCUGCAGCAUCGCGUCCUGCGUAGAAACAUGCCCGUGACCCAUGUGCGACUGCUCUUCUGCGAGCAGAUGAACGCCGAGGCCCUAGACUGGAUGUCGGUGCAUCACAGCGAAACGCUGCGCAGCAUCCACUACGUGGACUCGGCGUACAAGCAUUCCAACUGCAUGGACUACGCUCGCCACGGCUUCCUGCGCCAGGACCCAUUCGUAAUGAUGGCCUGGCGCUGCAAGCACUUGGAGGAGAUCGUGGUGCACGGGUACUUGAUGGAUCCGCACAACCUCGUGGGCAUAGCCCGGCUUCGAGGUCGGCAACUGAAGCGUUUGGAGGUCUCCAUGAUCGACUGGUCCAGCGCUGCCCCGCUAAAUUCCUUCAAUGAGGAAAUAAGCGCAUUGCUGGGACAACAGUGGUCGCCAAUCAGCCCGGACAAGAUGCCGCCAUCGCUGGCCUUUGACUACGAGGUACGUGAUCAGUUCGUGUACGAAAUGUUGCGCCAGGAUCUCAGCCAGUAAGUGGUCGAAGUAGGGACUCACUCAAAAAUAACCAAAAAUUGAAGCAAAGUCAUCAAGUGAACGAAAGAAAAGCAAACAUGACACGUGAUCAACUCGAGCGCAUAGAAAUUAAUUUAAAAAUUGCAAAACCUAAUUAUGUAGCUAAAACUAAACCCAAAAGAGAUAUGUAAGCCUAAAGAAAAUUCAACCGUUAUACUUAGUUAUCAAAAUUUGUAUAUGUAAACCAAACCUUUUGAUUGGCAAGCAUUUUAUAUACGUUAAAUUUCUUAAGUUUUUAGUCUUUGUAAUUAAAAACGCUAUUAGAACUCGUUUGUUAGACUAAAAGCGAAGAUGAACAGCAACAGGAAUGUUAGAAGCAAAGCAAAAGACUUGAGCACUUCACAAAUUUAUGUAAUUAUGUAACGGGUCGAAAUGAGUUUGUUGAAACCUGCUAGCGAAACAUCAUUUUAUAAGCAACAACAACUGUGAUUCAAACAAAAUGCAAAAGCGAGUGCAGAAGCAAAUCUAAGUGCAAGCCAGUGUGAGCAAUUGCGACACCAACUCUCAUACAAAACAAAAACGACAACAAAAAAUUGUUAAGCGAAUUGUCUAGUUAGCUAAGUUUAAAAGUAACAAAAGAAAAGUGUUGAAAAAUGUUUGUAAAACCAAAACUACGACCAAUGUCAAAUUGUUUGCUCAAAACUCAAUUGGCAAAAAUUGUUAACCUUUGUAGUAGUGUGAAUAAGUACGGAAUCCGGCGCUCAAUUGUGAUAAACCAACAAACAACAUCAAAAGCAAAUGUAACAACAACGAGAGCUCGAUCCUCGUUCGCUAAGCGCCGCCAUUUGUGUAGUUUAAAGUGAUAUAACCGGCAACAGCUAAGAAAAUUGUAAGCAAAUACAAAACACCACACAGAUAUAUAUGUAUUGUAAUAGCCAAAAGGAGCUAAGUUUGCUGUCACGUGUGGUACAUGCGUUGUGGGCAGAGAAACGGGCCAGAAAGCCAGGCAAUUGUAAGACCCAAAACCAACUUUUAAGUAUUUCGUAGCACAGGCAUUAAUUUAUACAACUAUGUACUAUAUAUAACCUAUGUUUGCACAAAACCGGCAGCGUGUUGUCACUCCCCGCGUCUCAUCCUCUCAGAGUUGUUUGCCGACCAACAAGUUCAACCGCAACAAUGACAACAUCAACAACAACAAUGGUACCUGAAGAUCAUGCUGAGCAUUUAAAGAACACCGGAACAACAACCACAAAGUACUUGCUCAAAUCUAACAAUCUAAACAAACACAAAAUCUAUUGAAACAGAAGACUGAACGAUAAGGAAAAUCGCGACGAGGGUGUUGGCUUCGUUGUCAGAGCAACUCGGAGGAUGGCACAGGGUUUUAGGACAAGCAGCCGCAAACAGAAUGCGAUCUCAAAGACAACUCUUACAACUAUCCAAUCGACCAUUUAUACUUGUAUGUAUCUAUAUGUAACCAAUGCAUGAAUAAUUUUUGUUAUGAACCGCAAUAGCGAUUAAUUUGUAAAACAAGUGAAAAUCAUGUGUAAAGCGAAGCAAUCUAAGAAUGUCAAGCAGCUAUAGAGCAACUGUAACACGGCCACAGGAAACAAAAUCAGAAACAGUGUCGGGGUCUGCAAGAGAUUCGAAAUCCGCGACCUCAAAAAUGUAAUCAGACCUGUUUUUAUGUGGCUGUGCAUUUAAUUUAAGUCUAGUACGUACCAACACAACAAACAACACCAACAACAAAUGUGAUAAAAGUGUCAUGCUGCUUCCAAGGAUAACAGCCUGUGCAAUUGCCACCCGAAAAGUGCACGAUCGAAGCAAUAAGAACAGUAGUAAGCAUUGGAAACGCAGGGCCUGAUAAAUGGGAGAUAUUCUGCAAAUGAGCUCUAUUUCAUAGUCAUUCGACACCUGAGUUUAAGAGUGCUUCGCUAAACUUUCGGUCCGUACCAUUUAAAGGCUUAAUUUUUUUUCUGAUAUAACCGACAUGUAUUUUUCACUCCUGAAAAAAACUUCAAUACAUCAAAAAUCAUCAAAAUAAAGUGUCGUUUGGCUAGGGAAUAGGGUUUAUAUUCAGCUUUUAUCAAUCAUUAAAGAACCUUAAUCAAUGGAUUCAUUCAAUUACAAUCAACGUAAAUGAAAAAAGUAUUAUGUUUUUCUGUUAUACUAGAAGUCACUUCCAACGCUGCUGCAUAUGAGUAACGUUCUUUUUGUAUACUUACUAAAAAAAAUAUAUAUAUAUUUUAUAUGCCAUUUAUUGUAUUUAAAUUCGAAGAGACCGAAACCAAUUUUGUAAACCAUUCCACAAACACAACAAACCAAUGCGAUUUAUGCUAACGUAUGUACUGAUUCAGUAGCAACACUUGCAGAAAGGGAGACAACAACCAAGUUUAAGAUAAGUGUUGAUCGAGAACAACAACAAGAAGCCAGCGUGUUAAUAUAUGUAUGUAGAGUAUAGCCCGAUGUCGAUAUUCAGGGGAACAACAAGUGUGACAUUGGCGAGGAGGGAAAGAAGAGUAAAAACGAUAAGAUACAGCCGUGCAUUAACAACAAUGUUUAUAUAUGUAUAUGCAAGUUAUGCUUAAAAGUUAAAAGAGCAAAAGUGAAGAAAGCUGUGAUAUAACAAAAUCCAACAAAAAGGCAAACAACAACCGACAACACACAAAGAUAACACCAACACAUUCAACUACAAACCGACAAGCCAAUUCGAAACGUGUGCGACCAACAAAAGAAUGUUAACAACCUUUCCAAUACUAAAAACCAGGAGAAGGACCAUCGGAAAUGGCCAAUGGUAAGAAUUAAAAGCGAAUUGUAGAAGAUCGAACCAGAUCCAGUAAUAGUUAGCUAGGCGGGAUUACGAAGGAUGAAGCGGGGAACCAAAGCUUUGAACCGAAGUGUUUAAGUAUGCGGAAUAUAUCAUUCGUAUUCCAAUCAGGAAGGAAACUGAAGAGAGAAAUCAAAUGUUAAAUUAUAUAUCGAUAAGAAACAAAACACACACAUAAAAAGUGCACAUAGCUUUAACAAUCUGAAAGCAAAUAUUUAAUUUAAAGUCAAUUUCCAUUUGAUUUGCCAUAUCUAUGAUUUGUGCAAGAUUUUAAAGCUUAAAUAUAAAACAAAACAAAACAAAGGCCAACGACAGUUUGUGUGGCAUAUGCAAUAUCAUUAAAAUGUAAGACAACCAAGAAAUAUAAACCAAUUAAAGCGUAGAAAAAAAAUGCAUUCAAUUGAAAACCCAAUAAAAACGUUUGAAACUUAAAACAAAAA
Drosophila gunungcola (fruit fly) is the source of this 4650-nucleotide messenger RNA. RefSeq names its product F-box only protein 33. Gene Ontology annotation, biological process: SCF-dependent proteasomal ubiquitin-dependent protein catabolic process; positive regulation of protein ubiquitination. Gene Ontology annotation, cellular component: SCF ubiquitin ligase complex. The transcript is spliced from 5 exons. The record is from RefSeq and is a predicted model, not a curated record. Lineage: Eukaryota; Metazoa; Arthropoda; Insecta; Diptera; Drosophilidae. Bases 55 to 1407 code for a protein of 450 amino acids. Gene Ontology annotation, molecular function: protein binding.